Molecule: messenger RNA, 816 nt
Organism: Glarea lozoyensis ATCC 20868
Lineage: Eukaryota; Fungi; Ascomycota; Leotiomycetes; Helotiales; Helotiaceae
Exons: 1
Coding region: 1-816 (271 amino acids)
Source: RefSeq, a predicted model, not a curated record
AUGUCGUUGUCACGAAUUCCACUUACUCAAGUUUUCAGAGCAAAGUCAAACAGUACCAGUAGUACGAGCUCCACGCCAGAUCUAUCUUCUCUCUCACCAAGCGACCUCUCAAGCCCGUACGACGUAUUAGGAGAUCUCUAUCCAAAGGACAUCACUCCAAAAGACAUAACGCCAAUCGUUCGAAGAGGUACGACCGAUUCUUUCUCUCCAAAAAAACCCAAGAAACCCACGCUGGCUCGUCGAGGUACCGAUUCGGUUAUUCCAACGGACGAUAUUGUCCCACGAACCAUCCUUUCCCCCAAGAAAUCUUCUCCAAAACCAGUGCCAGCCGUGGUUAGAAACAACAUGUCACAAUCAAAUGGAGGUCCUCGGGCCGCGGGGAAUCGAAAUGCCAAAAUGCUCGAAUACGAAAGACAAGCGGAAGAACGAGCGAAAGAGCAAGCGCGAAUGGAAGAGGAACGCCAACGAAUGUCAACCGAGCAAAUGAACAUCGCACAAGAGCAAGAAAGGAUCGCCCAAGAACAAUACGAGAUGGAUCAAUAUUACGAGGCGGAAGCGUUGAGACAUGCAGAGGAGAUGAGGAUACAUCAGGAUGAGGUGCGCAGGCAUCAAGCUAGAGUAAGGGAACAUCAGAUGAGACUUCAAGAUCAUGAGGCUAGUUCUGAAGCCUUUGCUAGAGUGAUCGCCAUGCCCGCGAAACCGGGCAGAGAUAGAGAGGUUUCUUUCUUGGGACCUGCGAGGACGAAUUCGACUAAGAUGACGUCGAAUGGUGCGAAUGGGAAUGGAACUGCGCCAGCACAAUUUCCGGGGAUAUAA